AUGUCUCUCACUGCGGCACCAUAUAUCCAUUCAAAGUAUGGUGAUACUGGACCUGCAAGGCCUUCGAAGAGGUAUGGCCAUGCCUCAGGCCGUAGUAUGGAUGUAACAGCAACCACCAUCAACAGAACAAGCCCUCUAGAUUUCAACUUCGCCAAGAUCCAGCCUCUUGUCAAGAACAGUACUUUCCUCGAACCGAAUGAAAACACACCCGAUCGCUUAGAAGAGUGCCCGCCGCCUUUCCAGCCAGAACGACAUGAUCGGACCGUCCUACGAUUCUCUUCCAAUGCCGGAAUAAUUGAACACUAUUCACAAUCUUGGUUCAGCGAUGAAACGGCGAGCGCUCUUGAGGAUGUCCAUAAUGCGGAGCAGAAACAUCUCAUUGGCUCAACUACUAAGCAGAGCCCGCGUUGGCCUUUCAUCAAUGACGAUGGUCUCAAUUUGACCCAUUCCGCGGAUGUAGAGCCUUUAUUUCAACCAUCCCAAGCCUCUGUUGAGCAACCGAGACAAUGCCACAGGAUAGAUGAGGACCUUCAGGAGCUAGCUGCUUUGUAUGUCCCACCACUUGAAGCUGUACCAGAAGCGUUCGCAUCCGAGUCCCCGUUACGGAAACCCUCUGCAUCAUUUCGCCCCCGGGGAAAGGUGAUGACAUCCGCCGAGUUCGAAGCUUUACAGAAACGCACCGCUCGGGAAGAUGCCGAAAGACGGUUCUAUGACGGUGAAGAAGAUGAUGACAAGAUUGAUUACGACUGUCUAGAUGAAGCAGAUAUGGUAAACAGGCAGAGAGUUCAAAGAAGGAAGCAGCAGGCACACCUUGAAGGCUACCGGCAACGGAUGAUGAAGAAGACCAGCGGACCAGACAUUCCGCCUUUACCUUCUCACUCCCGAGUCUCCUCAUCGUGGUCGAUGAAUUCGUUUAGAACAUUUCGGGGUCGCCCAGAAGAUGGGCCAGUUCCAGCUGAGGGUGAUGACGAGGAUGACGUACCAUUGGCACUACUCCAACUUCAGCGAUAUUCUGAAGCCAAACAAGACUCUCUCUUUACGACACAGCCACAGCCGGCUGUUAACCUUAGCCAACUUGGCCCUAACUCGCCGAUGCCAGCCUUCGCUAGAAACUUACCACAAAAUCCUUUCCCAGGGAAUGCUUCCAACACAUGGCCAAUGAACCAUCAGCAACUUAUUCCUGGUGGACUAGUUGGCGUGAUAGCGAGUGAGGAGCGUGCUAAAGCCAUGCGUCGUGUAGCACCAAGUCAUGGUUUCCAACCCCUUCCUGACACGAAUAACGCCUUCAGCUGGACAGCUCCAUCUCAUCAACAAGCACCAAUAAAUCCACCAUAUGGGAUGCCGGGGAUGCAAACACCAAUGCCUCAGUCCCGGCCGCAGACUCCCGUCGCGGUUCCGCAGAUGCCUCAUGCUCCUCAAAGCCAUGAGAUGUUUAAUUUCCUCCAAGCUCAAACUGAGUUUCUGCGUACUAUGGCUUCUAUGAAUCAGCAAAGAAGCAACCAGCCGUGGGAUACUUUCUCUUCUCAGCAGUCGGUCAUGAACGUGGGGUUUCCCGGCACUGGUUCAACUUAUGCUCCGUCAAACUAUGCAAGGUCUGUUCACCAGUAUGCUGUGGGAUACGCCCCUUCGGUUGCACCGUCGGAACGCAAUACAGUAGGUCUACCAAGUCGCUACAGACCUGUCUCCAAAGCUGUGAGUCAAAGGCGAGUGGAUAGCCAUGUUCACCAGGACGGUGAUGCCAAUAUCAACACAUGGCCCUUGAAUCGCCGCGAGGAGCCAGACAGGACCGCCGUUUUUCAGGAAGACAGCACUGAUGAAGAAGAAGAUGAAGCCUUUUGGAGAGCUAAAAAAGCGAAGAGAGAUAGGAGGAAAGCAAUGUGGAUCCAAGAGAAUGAUUUAGGAAUCAACCCAGAUUGGAUUACCUAG
Messenger RNA from Fusarium sp. VM40, 1926 nucleotides. NCBI's taxonomy places the organism in Eukaryota, Fungi, Ascomycota, Sordariomycetes, Hypocreales, Nectriaceae. The record is from the annotation of a GenBank genome assembly.